GCGCACCCUUCACAUGGACAAGGGUUCCUGCUGACCCAGAAGAACACAGGAGAAGGGAGAAGUUGAAGAACAUUGCACCGAUCAAUUCUCUCUCUCUCUCUCUCUCAUGUCUGAACUUUCCCGCCAAAUCAUCAAAUUCUCAAGAACGCCAUUAGAGACUCUGCCAUGAUCACUUCUCGAAGCUCCCUCCUCAUCGUCCUUAUCUCCAUAGCUCUCCUCCGCCUGACACCCUCCCCUCACCAACCCCAACCCCACUUACCCUUCAACCAAACCGAAACCGAAACCCUAACCCUAACCCUAACCCUAACAAAAUCAAGAUCCCAAGACCACGCAGUCACUCAACAGCAAACGCUACCGGCUCGCAGCAACUACAUUGUGAGAUUCGUUGACUACAAGAGGGCCGAAGAUCACCGAACCUAUCUCGAAGAGAAUGUUCGAUCGGGCGGCUGGGAAUGGAUGGAGCGGCGGAACCCGGCGGCCAAGUACCCGACGGACUUCGGUCUCGUGUCGAUCGAUGACUCGGUUGGGACGUCGUUGAUCGAGGAGUUCAGGAAAUUGAGGGUCGUUAAGGAUGUUUAUGCUGAUACGAGAUAUUCGAGGAGUGUGCUCGCGGAGAAAACUGGUGCGUUUGUGGAUGGGAAAAAGCGGCCAGGGAAAAUGUUCACGUCGAUGUCGUUUAACGAGGAGGAGCAUCAUGCAGCACCGACUAGUAAUUCUACGGUUAGCUGGAGACGUCAACUCAUGAUGCAGAGAUCCCAAAUUACAUCCUUGUUUGGUGCUGACGCCCUUUGGAUCAAAGGUUAUACUGGUGCAAAAGUUAAAAUGGCCAUAUUCGACACUGGUAUUCGAGCUAAUCACCCACAUUUUCGUAAUAUUAAGGAGCGAACAAAUUGGACUAAUGAAGACACACUGAAUGACAAUCUUGGACAUGGUACAUUUGUUGCUGGAGUUAUUGCUGGUCAAGACGCAGAGUGUCUGGGUUUUGCACCAGACACUGAGAUUUAUGCUUUUCGUGUCUUCACAGAUGCACAGGUAUCAUACACGUCAUGGUUCCUUGAUGCGUUCAACUAUGCUAUCGCAACCAAUAUGGAUGUUCUAAAUUUGAGCAUAGGUGGACCAGAUUACCUAGAUCUCCCAUUUGUAGAGAAGGUUUGGGAACUGACAGCAAAUAAUAUUAUCAUGGUUUCGGCAAUUGGAAAUGAUGGACCAUUAUAUGGAACUUUAAAUAAUCCGGCAGAUCAAAGUGAUGUUAUUGGAGUUGGUGGUAUUGACUAUAGUGAUCACAUUGCAUCAUUCUCCUCCCGUGGCAUGAGUACUUGGGAGAUUCCUCAUGGUUAUGGUCGUGUGAAGCCUGAUGUUGUGGCAUAUGGACGGGAAAUCAUGGGGUCUAAAAUCAGUACAGGUUGCAAAAGUUUAUCAGGCACUAGUGUUGCAAGUCCUGUGGUUGCUGGUGUCGUAUGCCUGCUUGUAAGUGUUAUCUCUGAGCACAAACGAAAGGAUGUGUUAAAUCCAGCGAGUAUGAAGCAAGCUCUGGUUGAGGGGGCUGCAAGGCUUUCUGGUCCCAAUAUGUAUGAGCAAGGUGCAGGAAGGGUUGAUCUAUUAGAAUCAUAUGAAAUUUUGAAGAGCUACAAACCUCGGGCUAGCAUCUUCCCCAGUGUUCUUGAUUAUACAGAUUGCCCUUAUUCCUGGCCUUUCUGUCGUCAACCACUAUAUGCUGGUGCCAUGCCUGUUAUCUUUAAUGCUACCAUUUUGAAUGGGAUGGGUGUAAUUGGUUACCUUGAUGGUCCGCCAACAUGGCAUCCUUUAAAUGAGGAAGGUAAUCUCCUCAGUAUUCAUUUUACUUACUCUGAGGUUGUCUGGCCUUGGACUGGUUAUGUAGCCUUGCACAUGCAAAUUAAGGAAGAAGGUUCCCAGUUUUCUGGAAAGAUUGAAGGAAACGUAACUGUUAAGGUAUACAGCCCACCGGCUCGAGGAGAGAAGGCCAUUCGAAUUUGUACCUGUGUGCUUCAUUUAAAAUUAAAAGUGGUUCCAACUCCUCCACGAUCACAACGGAUUCUGUGGGAUCAAUUUCAUAGUAUCAAGUACCCACCUGGAUAUAUUCCUAGGGAUUCUUUGGAUGUUCGCAAUGACAUUCUUGAUUGGCAUGGUGAUCACCUGCAUACAAAUUUCCAUAUCAUGUUCAACAUGUUACGAGAUGCUGGAUACUAUAUUGAAACACUAGGUUCACCUCUUACAUGCUUUGAUGCUCAUCAGUAUGGGACCCUUAUGCUGGUGGAUCUCGAAGAUGAGUUCUUCCAAGAAGAGAUUGAGAAGCUUAGAGGUGAUGUCAUUAAUACUGGAUUGGGUCUGGCUGUGUUUGCUGAGUGGUACAAUGUGGACACUAUGGUGAAGAUGAGAUUUUUUGAUGAUAACACACGGAGCUGGUGGACCCCAGUGACUGGGGGUGCUAAUAUUCCGGCUUUAAAUGAUCUUUUGGCACCAUUUGGAAUUGCUUUUGGGGAUAAGAUUCUGAAUGGUGAUUUUUCUAUUGAUGGUGAGCAGAGUCGAUAUGCAUCUGGAACGGAUAUUGUAAAGUUUCCACAAGGUGGGUAUGUGCACAGCUUCCCUUUCCUGGAUAGCUCUGAGAGUGGGGCUACUCAGAACAUAAUGUUGACUUCUGGCAUGAUCAAAGCAGAUUCCCCUAUCCUUGGCCUUUUGGAGAAGGGUGGCGGUCGCAUUGUAGUGUAUGGGGACUCCAACUGUUUAGAUAGCAGCCAUAUGGUCACCAACUGUUAUUGGCUGCUGAGGAAGAUAUUAGAUUUUACAAGCAGGGAUAUCAAAGAUCCUGUGCUUCUCUCAGAUUCUUUUAGACUGAAUGAACCCCUGUAUGAGGAUGACAACCAACUACCAUCUCGCAGAACUGAUGUAAAUUUUUCCACGUAUUCUGCUGUUGUUGGAAAGGAAUUGAUCUGCAGGAGUGAUUCCAGGUUUGAGGUAUGGGGGACCAAGGGUUACACCUUACAGGUUAGGGGGAGAAACAGAAGGUUGCCUGGUUAUCCUGUCAUUGAUUUGGGGAGAGGAUUAAACUCCACUGUUGAAUCUUCUCGUUUGAAGCGUCCCAAGUUGACCAAGAAGAAGAAUGAUCCUUUGGGAAACAAAUACCUAGGGUUGCUUUACGGAGAUGAGGUAGAUAUGCCUGUGCUAGUUGGUAGUCAUUGGCUUGUACCAGCUGUUAUUGCUCUUUCUGGUAUUGUGCUAUUUCUAAGCCUUUGGAAAAUUCGACAGAAACGGCGACGGCGGAGGAAAGGAUCUGUAUCUGGUCGUAUGGCCAGUCUAUAGUUGAGAAUAAAUUUUCAGAUAGCUAGGAUAGACUUUCUGGUCACAUUCUUAACUGUAAUAUUGUUACACAACCCGUGAUGUUUUUUCCCUGUUAAGUUGAUUGCAGAGUCAAAUGAGUUUGGGGGGCAUCAGCAUAGGAAUUAGUUCGUGUCCAUACUAUAGAUUUUAGCAUGGUCUUGGUUUUGAUAUUUCACGGUGGUACAAAUUUUUCAAAGUAAUGAAAUCUUGGAUAUAAGAUCCCUUUCUUUUGAAUUUGAGGGGAGAAAACAAUGGUAUGUACCAGUAAUCAACUUUGAAAUGAAGGGUUUGUACUUGCUUGGAA
Messenger RNA from Malania oleifera, 3640 nucleotides. Its product is annotated as subtilisin-like protease SBT6.1. Gene Ontology annotation, biological process: proteolysis. Gene Ontology annotation, cellular component: Golgi apparatus. Lineage: Eukaryota; Viridiplantae; Streptophyta; Magnoliopsida; Santalales; Ximeniaceae. Gene Ontology annotation, molecular function: serine-type endopeptidase activity. The transcript is spliced from 10 exons. The record is from RefSeq and is a predicted model, not a curated record. Bases 166 to 3318 code for a protein of 1050 amino acids.